Molecule: messenger RNA, 902 nt
Organism: Juglans regia (Persian walnut)
Lineage: Eukaryota; Viridiplantae; Streptophyta; Magnoliopsida; Fagales; Juglandaceae
Product: peptidyl-prolyl cis-trans isomerase CYP18-1-like
Exons: 5
Coding region: 99-581 (160 amino acids)
Biological process (GO): protein peptidyl-prolyl isomerization; protein folding
Cellular component (GO): catalytic step 2 spliceosome
Molecular function (GO): peptidyl-prolyl cis-trans isomerase activity
Source: RefSeq, a predicted model, not a curated record
UUAGAGGGUACAACCAGUUAUUGCAUAAACUUUUCAAAGCUGUGGUGCUCUUAAGAGUUUAGACGCCGUAAAAACAAAGCUCGCAACUCGCUAGCAUAAUGUCAGUCACGCUGCACACGAAUCUCGGGGAUAUCAAGUGCGAGAUCUUCUGCGACGAGGUUCCCAAGGCUACCGAGAACUUUUUGGCUCUAUGUGCAAGCGGGUAUUAUGAUGGGACCAUAUUUCACCGAAAUAUUAAAGGUUUUAUGAUUCAAGGCGGAGACCCGACAGGUACAGGCAAGGGGGGAACCAGUAUAUGGGGAAAGAAGUUCAGCGACGAAAUAAGAGAAUCUCUCAAGCACAAUGCAAGGGGUAUUCUUUCAAUGGCCAACAGUGGCCCCAAUACUAAUGGAAGCCAGUUCUUCAUAACUUAUGCAAAGCAGCCUCAUCUUAAUGGACUGUACACUUCGUUCGGUAAAGUGAUUCAUGGAUUUGAAGUCCUUGAUCUAAUGGAAAAGACUCAAACAGGUCCUGGAGAUCGACCACUUGCGGAGAUCAGACUCAAUCGCGUCACAAUGCAUGCUAACCCACUUGCUGGUUAGUCUUAGCUUGAAGCAUUUCUGGCUCUGCUGCAUAACGGGGAGGUCCUCAGCGUGAUACAGAAGUUUUAGAAUUGACCUCCUUAAACCAUUGUUAUGCUCGUGAUUUAGUUUUUUCUUUUUUGAAAAAAAAAAUCUGAUCAGUUGCAGAAAUGGACUUGAGCCAACAGAAUGAUAGAGAGAUUAGAUUCAUGUUAUUAUUCUGAGAAUUAUAUGGUGCUGUUACUGAUAGUACGGUAGCAUCUGGAUAACUUGCUAAACGUUACUAGUUGCUUUGAGUAUAUGUUCAUAUUUUUAUAGAAGGGUUUGUCUGCAUCCUUGAAA